Molecule: messenger RNA, 946 nt
Organism: Fulmarus glacialis (Northern fulmar)
Lineage: Eukaryota; Metazoa; Chordata; Aves; Procellariiformes; Procellariidae
Gene: RAB39A
Product: RAB39A, member RAS oncogene family
Exons: 1
Cellular component (GO): Golgi membrane
Molecular function (GO): GTPase activity; GTP binding
Source: RefSeq, a predicted model, not a curated record
AUCAAUAACACGCUCUUAUUAUCGCAAUUCUGUGGGUGGCUUACUAGUGUUUGACAUCACAAAUCGACGAUCCUUUGAACAUGUGAAAGACUGGCUAGAAGAAGCAAAAAUGCAUGUGCAGCCCUUUCAGAUUGUAUUCCUAUUAGUAGGACAUAAAUGUGACUUAGUGUCACAGCGUGAGGUUACAAGAGAAGAAGCUGAAAAACUGUCAUCUGACUGUGGUAUGAAAUAUAUAGAAACUUCAGCAAAAGAUGCCACGAAUGUUGAAGAGUCCUUUACAAUUCUUACACGAGACAUCUAUGAACUUGUAAAAAAAGGAGAAAUCUCAAUACAAGAUGGAUGGGAAGGUGUCAAGAGCGGCUUUGUUCCAAAUGUUGUACAUUCAUCAGAAGAAGCCGUAAAGCCCAGAGGACAGUGCAUCUGCUGAAUUUGUAGCAUGCCAAAGAGCACGUCGGGUGUUCAGAAGAUGAUGCCAACCUAAAUAACAGAAUAAUAAUUUUGAAACAAUAUUAGAUCAUGACAUAACUGAAUCAUAGAACGGUAAUUUGUUUUUGUAUCCUUCUGUCUAGGUCAUAACUUCAUAAAACUUUAAGUGCUUUUUUUCUUUUCAGAGUACAAUAACUUUGUGUGGUCUUCAGGAAAAGAAAUUAUAUAUUGCUAAAGGAAGAACGAAUCCUGUAGCAAGACACUGAGAAAGCGCAAUAAUCAUUCUGACAACAUCCUCUCUUGGGCUUUGUAUUUUGAAUACUGUUUAAAAUCAAGGCUUGCUAGGUGAGGAUCAGAUGAGCUCAUUACUUUUGUUCAUCCUGCCUUAGUUUUGGACAAGAAAAUAUUAUACCUUGUACUUUUUUAGCGUGAUUCUUCACUCAAGUGCAGGGUUGCUAAUGGCCGUUAAAGUUUAGAAUGCUGUAGAAUUUCAUAAUAAAUAUAACCCUAAAGAAAGCAA